AUGCGUUUAUAUGCGAAAAAGAAAAGAUUGAGUCUUUAUCAUAAGUCAACAGCAGUGCAACGAAUGAAAAUCACUGCUAUAUUAUUAACUGGUCGAACUAAGAUCUUCGAAAUCGAACCUGGUGAGAAAGUCCUUAAGUUGAAACUGCUUGCUUCUGAGUGGUUGGCCGUGCAUCAUCAUAGUCUUAAAGUUGGCUAUUAUAACAUGGACAGCAAUCGUACAUUUGAGUCUUAUGGGAUUACUGCUGACACAAAGAUUCCAGUUAUACUUACUAACAGAUCAGUACCUUUGCACGAUCUUGAGGAUGCCUUAGAGAGUGAUUUGUGA
Molecule: messenger RNA, 327 nt
Organism: Adineta ricciae
Lineage: Eukaryota; Metazoa; Rotifera; Eurotatoria; Adinetida; Adinetidae
Source: the annotation of a GenBank genome assembly